CCACUCUCUGGUCAGCUGUGUGGUGCUGGUGUUUUUCUUUCAAAUUUAAAGUCAUGUCGUAACCCGAACCGACUUCGAAACAACACAACCCGACAGCCAAAUUUCCAGUGCAGGCAUUUUAGGCGGAAAACUCCAGCGGCAGACCGGUGCCCAGUCAUGUCGACCGCUUCGCGAGUGACUUUGGGACUGGCGGUCUCCAUUUCCACAGCGAUCAUAGGUUAUGUGCACUAUAAACAAUCGGCAGACCGCCUGAGACUGCACGAUGGUGUCCUGAGGGACGUUGAGCAGCAGCAACGGCGCAAACACGAGAAUACCUACACGCUGCAGCAGCAAAUAGACAUGACCAAGCAACUGAAGGCCAGGGAGGCGUCUAGCAACUCCUCCGACACGCCCGAACCUCCAUCGACGCAUCGCGCACAGAGUAAUCUUCAAGCGGAGAAGCCAGCAGUGCACAGUUAAGGCGAGGCUUUCAGAGGUGUUCCUCAGGGUGGAACGACUAAUCACGAUGGAAGCCCGCCAACUGACAUAGCUUGAUCACAAAUAUGCCAUUAAAUAUGCACCUAUUAAAAUCUAAGACUAACUCGGGGAAAAAAGAAUUUCGUUGUUAAAAUGCACGCAUUUUUGAUGAUUUAAGUAGUAAUCUUUGAUGUAAGAUUUCGUUUUAAGGAGAUUCCCUAGUUGACAGCGGCAUUUACACUGUUGAUCGUUUUCAGUUGGUGAAGCCAUCUGCGCAUGGAAAUAUAAUUAAAAUAAUGUGGUAAGAUUCAAUCUUACAAAGUAAAUUAAGACUGUAUGCCUAACAAGGGGUGGUUUCUUCCGGAUGUUAUGAGGAAACUUUUAUUUUGAGUGCCUGGACUUUUUGACAAUUAGACCCAAUUUUUACUAUGGCUUCCAGUAUAGUAUUACUCAAUUUUAUUAUUAUGAAUGUAUGUAUAGUAAAUUACAAUUCUAAUGGGCGCUCGGUAAAAUAUUUCGCGGGGGUUUGUACAUAGGUGGUGGUGGAACUCCCCAUCGUCAUUUUCCUUCCUCCUCCUCCUCA
Molecule: messenger RNA, 1039 nt
Organism: Drosophila mauritiana
Lineage: Eukaryota; Metazoa; Arthropoda; Insecta; Diptera; Drosophilidae
Product: protein PET117 homolog, mitochondrial
Exons: 2
Coding region: 157-459 (100 amino acids)
Biological process (GO): mitochondrial respiratory chain complex IV assembly
Cellular component (GO): mitochondrion
Source: RefSeq, a predicted model, not a curated record